Thlaspi arvense is the source of this 405-nucleotide messenger RNA. Lineage: Eukaryota; Viridiplantae; Streptophyta; Magnoliopsida; Brassicales; Brassicaceae. The record is from the annotation of a GenBank genome assembly.
AUGUAUAUGCAUGGCGUGAAACAACCGAGGAAUCCAUGGUCGGAUGGACCCGACUUCAUCACACAAUGCCAAAUUUCACCCGGAACGAACCACACAUACAAAGUCAUCUUCUCCACCGAGGAAGGGACACUGUGGUGGCACGCCCACAGUGAUUGGACUCAAAGCACAGUCCAUGGCGCCAUUCAUAUCUUACCUGCCGAGGGCACCACCUACCCUUUCCCUGAACCCGAUGGAGAACAUGACAUUAUACUCGAAUUAUGGUUUUCAUCCCUGCAAUACCCAUCAUCUUCUACACGUAUGGGGUGUCAUUCUUGCUUUCACCUGCAAAUGCCUGACAACAUCUUUGACGAAAUGUUGAACAGAACAAGUGCUCUUGACAUUACUGUGGGAAAACCUAAACAUUGA